This is a messenger RNA of Juglans microcarpa x Juglans regia, 1468 nucleotides long. RefSeq names its product ATP-dependent Clp protease proteolytic subunit 5, chloroplastic. The record is from RefSeq and is a predicted model, not a curated record. The transcript is spliced from 9 exons. Gene Ontology annotation, molecular function: serine-type endopeptidase activity; ATPase binding; ATP-dependent peptidase activity. NCBI's taxonomy places the organism in Eukaryota, Viridiplantae, Streptophyta, Magnoliopsida, Fagales, Juglandaceae. Gene Ontology annotation, biological process: protein quality control for misfolded or incompletely synthesized proteins. Gene Ontology annotation, cellular component: endopeptidase Clp complex. The coding region runs from base 331 to 1257 and encodes 308 amino acids.
AAAUUAAUGGGCAGAGAGAUAAUUUGAGGAUGUUUACCCGUGAGGCUUGAACAGAUCUCCUCCUUUUACAAGUUACAAACUCGAACACUAUGCGUACAAGUGAGUGAGUGAGUGGGGGAGGGAUAUAGCGUGUGUAGUUCGCCGCCGAGCGCUUUGUCAUUUUAGGCGGAUAAGACUUGCUAUCGAUUUGCCUCCAGACGACAUUGCCUUAGCCCACGCUUCUCUGAAAGCAAACAUCGAUCGCUACUUGCCAGAAAAGCUCUCAAAAUAACCCCCCUCUGUACCCUUCCAUUUGGAUUUUGUAAUAGCCCAAUAGUUCAGGGAAGAAAAAUGGCCCACACAUGCGUUUCAACAGCCUCCGCCUCCUCUCUCAGAUUCAACUCCCAAAUCUUCUUCGUUAAUGCUACCUCUGCCUCUCGCUCCGACCUUCUGAAGCUCUCUCUCCCCACUGACCCCUUUCGUUCCAGGAAAUUAAGGAAAUUAGUUGGUAAUGAAAAGAGCCUACAGAAUUCUCCUGUGAAGGCUGUGUAUUCUGGUGAGGCUUGGCCGCCAAGGAGUUCUCAGCUGGGGAUUUGGUCCAUAAGGGAUGACUUGCAAGUCCCAUCAUCUCCCUACUUCCCUGCAUAUGCGCAAGGCCAAGGGCCUCCCCCAAUGGUGCAGGAGCGAUUCCAGAGUGUUAUAAGCCAGCUUUUUCAGCAUAGAAUAAUUCGUUGUGGUGGAGCUGUUGAUGAUGACAUGGCAAACAUAAUAGUUGCUCAACUUCUGUAUCUUGAUGCCGUUGAUCCUAACAAGGAUAUUGUCAUGUAUGUAAAUUCUCCUGGAGGAUCAGUUACCGCUGGUAUGGCAAUAUUCGACACAAUGAGGCAUAUCCGUCCUGAUGUUUCCACUGUUUGUGUUGGACUAGCAGCUAGUAUGGGAGCUUUCUUGCUUAGUGCUGGGACCAAAGGAAAAAGGUACAGUUUGCCAAACUCAAGGAUAAUGAUCCAUCAGCCUCUUGGUGGAGCUCAAGGUGGGCAAACCGACAUAGAUAUUCAGGCAAACGAAAUGCUACAUCAUAAAGCUAAUCUUAAUGGGUACCUCUCCUACCACACUGGUCAAAGUCUGGAGCAGAUUAAUCAGGAUACUGACCGCGACUUCUUCAUGAGUGCAAAAGAAGCCAAGGAAUAUGGGCUUAUAGAUGGUGUCAUCAUGAACCCUCUCAAAGCACUCCAGCCACUGGCAACUACAUCAGAGACUAAAGACGAGUCUGUUGUGUGACCUCUUGAUUGACCGGCGCAGUGGAUGACGUGGCAUAUGGAUGAGUUAAAUGGGGAAAUAGACAUUUUCUCAGUGUGUCUGAGUUCUUUUAAGUUCGCAAUGCUUGAUUAUCUGUGUAGCACAGAAUUAAGAACCCUGAAAUUUUGCUGUUGGUUGCACCUGAACUGAAACUUUGACAAAUAGAUCGAAUUCUAGAUAUGCAGUUUGCCUU